AUGGCUGACUCGGAGGACGAGCCCGAGGGCGCCCCAGGGGCGGAGGAGGAUGCGCGGACGGGGCUCAUCGACGCGUACUCGGACGAUGACGACGAGCGCGACGAGGUCAUCAGCGUCACGGCAACGAUCAUCGACGGAGACAUGAGCGCGGAGGACGGGAACGACGGCUCCGAUGACGACGACCCCGACGCGGAGGCGUGCCCGUGGUCGUACCUUGACCUUCGCCGGGACUUUUACGCCGAGGGCGGCGUGGGCGCGGCGCUGAGCUUCCACGAGUCCCACGGCGACACCACCGCGGCGCAGGCCAAGGCGGGCCGCGACAUCCAGGGCAUACCGUGGGACCGACUCCAGUUCACGCGCGAGCAGUACCGUGCCAAGCGCGUGCAGGAGUACAAGAACUACGCCAACCUGGAGUUUUCGCCCGCGGAUCUGGACGGGGUGUGCACGCCGCUUGAAAAGUGCCCGGCUCGGGCGCCGUACUUUGAGUUUGCGCACAACACCCGCGCGGUGCGGUCCAAUUUCGUGCACUUCCAGCUCAGGAACCUGGUGUGGGCCACGUCCAAGCACGACGCUUACGUCAUGAGCGAGAACAGGGUGGUGCACUGGAACGCCGCGACGCGCAGGGCGACGCCCGUCCUGGACCUCGACGGCGGCGUUUCGGGCGGCGUGAUGGCGGGUGAUUUUCCGCGGAUCCAGGUGAGCACGACGAGGGUGAAGGACGGCAUCGUCGCGGCCGGAGGGUUCGCGGGCGAGCUCGUGGUGCUCGACACGAACACGGGCGCGUCGCGGUCCACGCGCGUGACCCAGGACGACAACGGCAUCACCAACGCGAUCGAGAUCUUCAGCGCCAGGAGCGGCCGAGAGAUUUUGGUGAGCUCGAACAACGACGCGAUGACGCGCUUCUACGACGUGGAGACGAUGCGGUGCCUGGCCAAGCACAAGUACCCGUGGGCGGUGAACUACGCCACCGCGUCCCACUGCGGGCGUCACAUGGUGGUGGUGGGCGACAGCACGGAGGCGUGGCUGGUGGACGUCAGCACGGGGCGGAGGAUGGCGGUGAUGGAGGGACACCUGGACUUUUCCUUCGCCGCCGCGUGGCACCCGAACGGAUGCGUGUUCGCGACGGGGAACCAGGACACCACCACGAGGCUGUGGGACGCCAGAUACCUCGGCCAGUCCCUCGCCGUGCUGCGGGGCAACAUGGGCGCGAUUCGUUCGCUGAGGUUUUCGGACGACGGACGUUUCCUCGCCGCCGCCGAACCCGCGGAUUUCGUCCACGUGUACGACGGCGCGGCGGGGUUCACGAACGUGCAGACGAUGGACCACUUCGGCGAGACGGCGGGGAUCGGGUUCUCGCCCGACUGCGAGACGCUGUUCGUCGGGGUGGCGGAUCUGACGUACGGGUCCGUGCUCGAGUACACCCGCGCCGGGCACGGAGCUGCGGCGGUCGUGGUAUGAAGCGUGAAGCCGAGAUGAAAUCGCAUCUCGGGACGAGAGCGUGGAAGGAAACGGACCGAGGCGUUCGGGGCGCCGACGUAGGCGCGCGCCCCCGUGUACUGUACAUGUACGAUAUAUACGACACGAUGAGAUACACACGACGCGACACGUUCUCGUAAGGGUUGAGUGGAUUUUACAGACUACACUAACGCGGGCAGCAAAACAAAAAAUAUUUCCAUGCUCAAGGCCAGGAGGUGAACUGGAACACCUUGCCGACGAUCUCGAGGCCGGUGGGGAUCUGCCAGGUGAAGAGCGCGAGGUUGACGCAGUUGAGCGCGAUGUGAAGGUCCCUCGCCUUCUGGUUGCCCCUCUGCAUCUCCGGCACGAGACCCGCCGCCAUGGCCCACAGGCAGGUGAUCGCCAUGCCCGCGUAGAGGUGGGGGCCGGGGAAGAGCUUGCCGGUGCGGAGGUAGGUGUUCAUGCCACCCUCGACGGCCAGAGUGACGCCAAAGGCCAGGAGCAGUGAACCCCAGUUGUUGUGCUUCUCCUUGUAGUUGCCGGCGAUGAGCUCCUUGCGCUCCGCGGUGAGCUCGUCGAUCUUCUUCUUGGUCUCGACCUGCGCCGCCGUCAUGGAGGGCGC
Molecule: messenger RNA, 2077 nt
Organism: Micromonas commoda
Lineage: Eukaryota; Viridiplantae; Chlorophyta; Mamiellophyceae; Mamiellales; Mamiellaceae
Exons: 2
Coding region: 1-1458 (485 amino acids)
Molecular function (GO): protein binding
Source: RefSeq, a predicted model, not a curated record